ACUUGGUUAUUUAUUUCUAACUGGCUGUUUUAAUAUUUCUUCAACAUCUCCUCAACUAGUUGCUAAUAAGUGCUGGAAAAAAAGCAGCAGCGUACAUUUAUUGUUUUGUAUCCUGCACAAUUCUGUUCAGGCGCGUGUGCACGUUCGCGCAUGCGCACUGGGCUUCUAGAGCUUUCUUCACGUGGGUCUCUGGUCUCUCUCUCCUUUUCAUCAGUGCUACUCGGUUUUCUUUACUCUUUCACCCAGACAGGCUUUGGAGCUGUUGAAGAUUAACUGCAGAUAUGGCUAAGGCUUUCCGAAAAUUUCUCCCCAUGUUCGACCGAGUGUUGGUGGAACGGUUGGCAGCAGAGACUGUGACGAAAGGAGGCAUCAUGAUUCCAGAAAAGUCCCAAGGCAAAGUGCUGCAGGCCACAGUGGUGGCUGUGGGACCUGGAACCACCACCAAGGACUUCUACAGCUGGCCCGAUGAGUCUUUUGAGGAGAUGGACAGCACUCUGGCAGUGCAGCAGUACAUCCAGCAAAACAUUCGCUCGGACUGCUCCAACAUCGAGAAGAUCUUGGAGCCUCCUGAAGGACAGGACGAAGGAGUGUGGAAGUACGAACAUCUCAGGCAGUUUUGCUUGGAGCUCAACGGCUUGGCUGUUAAACUCCAGAGCGAGUGCCACCCGGACACGUGUACCCAGAUGACUGCUACCGAGCAGUGGAUCUUUCUCUGUGCCGCCCACAAGACUCCAAAAGAAUGUCCUGCCAUCGACUACACCAGGCACACUCUGGACGGUGCAGCGUGCCUUCUCAACAGCAAUAAGUAUUUCCCUAGUCGCGUCAGCAUUAAGGAGUCGUCUGUGGCGAAGCUAGGCUCGGUCUGCCGUCGCAUCUACAGGAUCUUCUCCCACGCUUACUUUCAUCAUCGGCAAAUAUUCGACACGUAUGAGAACGAGACAUUCUUGUGUCACCGAUUUACCCGCUUUGUGAUGAAGUACAGCCUGAUGUCUAAAGACAACCUGAUCGUGCCCAUCAUGGAGGAGGAGAACCAGAGCGGCUCUGCAGGAGAGAGCGAAGCCUGACCCGAACGCCUGGACUCACCCAACCCAGAGACACUCCCCUGUACAUAAGUCUUACAAGCUGCACGAGUCUCAUCCUUUGCUUCUUUUCUUUUUCAUCCUAUAUAAACAAGUGUGGUGAUAUUCACCCUCUCUUUACUUGGUAAGUUAUUGUGUGGGUGGAGGUGUUUUAUUCUAACCGUGUUUUUUUUUUUCUUCUUCUUCUUUUCUUCUUUUUUUUUAAUGAACUAAAAAGUUAGAUUAUUUUCUUUAUGAUAAAAUGUAAUAAACACACCUCAUACCCCGA
Ictalurus furcatus (blue catfish) is the source of this 1347-nucleotide messenger RNA. RefSeq names its product MOB-like protein phocein. Gene Ontology annotation, molecular function: protein folding chaperone; protein-folding chaperone binding; ATP binding. The transcript has 9 exons. Bases 282 to 1064 code for a protein of 260 amino acids. The record is from RefSeq and is a predicted model, not a curated record. Lineage: Eukaryota; Metazoa; Chordata; Actinopteri; Siluriformes; Ictaluridae. Gene Ontology annotation, cellular component: cytoplasm; mitochondrial matrix.